Molecule: messenger RNA, 1072 nt
Organism: Perca fluviatilis (European perch)
Lineage: Eukaryota; Metazoa; Chordata; Actinopteri; Perciformes; Percidae
Exons: 5
Coding region: 29-1072 (347 amino acids)
Molecular function (GO): nucleic acid binding
Source: RefSeq, a predicted model, not a curated record
UGCCACCUCUGUGUUGCUGUUUGCAAGCAUGGAUCAAAGAGGCCAUAGAGUAAGAGGCCAUGGCAGAGGGGCCAGAAGAAGAGGAGCCCAUAUGCGUGGUGGAGGAGCUGCAGCAGCAAGAGGACAAAAUCGAGCUCAAGUUUCAAAUGAAAUUCGGGCAACAAUUAUUGACCAUGUCAUCAAUCAUGGCUUGUCCUUUAGAGAGGCUGGACAAAGGGUCCAGCCCAUUCUGACUCGGAGCACUGUGGCAUCUAUUGUCAGGCUUUUUCGGAAUGAGAACAGGAUCCACACAUUACCACACACUGGUGGCAGAGGAAAGAUAUUUAGUAUUGAACAGGAGUCUGCCAUUGUAGAUAUGGUAGUGGCAAACAAUUCAAUCAGACUGUGUGAAAUCCAGGCAGCAGUAAUUGCAGAUCAGGGAGCAUUUAGAAAUAUAAACAGUGUGAGUUUGGCAACUAUAGAUCGAGUCCUUAAACGACACCAUGUCAGAAUGAAGCAGCUGUACCAAGUUCCAUUUCAAAGAAACUCUGACAUCGUAAAGGAGGCACGAUUCCAGUAUGUGCAGAGAAUAAUGGAGCUUGAAGCUGAAGGGACACAUCACAAAUUCAUUUUUGUGGAUGAAGCCGGCUUCAACCUCUGUAAAGUGAGGAGACGCGGGAGGAACAUCAUUGGGCAGAGGGCCACUGACACAGUGCCAGCACAGCCUCGUAUUAUGAUGCAAUUCCUUCCUGCAUACUCCCCUUUUCUGAACCCAAUCGAGGAGUUCUUCUCUGCUUGGAGGUGGAAGGUGUAUGAUCACCGGCCAUAUGAGCAGAUGCCCCUCCUGGAGGAAAUGAAUGCUGGUUGCCUGGCAAUAGGUGCAGAGGACUGCCAGGGAUGGAUGCGCCAUUCAAGGAGAUGUGUCAGCAGAGGAGGUGAAGUGAGCCCAGCAGGUUUCUGGCCUCAGCUCAGUCGGGCCAAGGCCACCGCUGAGCGCAAGGUUCCCUCCGCUGUAGGGCCCCGCAUCACACAAGUGAAGGUCUACCUUGACAUUUUUGUGCCUCCGUGUAAUUUUAAUCACUUAGCAGUCUAA